This is a messenger RNA of Acanthaster planci (crown-of-thorns starfish), 8047 nucleotides long. RefSeq names its product DNA polymerase epsilon, catalytic subunit (gene pole). NCBI's taxonomy places the organism in Eukaryota, Metazoa, Echinodermata, Asteroidea, Valvatida, Acanthasteridae. Gene Ontology annotation, cellular component: nucleus; epsilon DNA polymerase complex. Gene Ontology annotation, biological process: nucleotide-excision repair, DNA gap filling; DNA replication proofreading; base-excision repair, gap-filling. Gene Ontology annotation, molecular function: DNA binding; nucleotide binding; zinc ion binding. The record is from RefSeq and is a predicted model, not a curated record.
ACCCCGUCUUGGUGCAAGACCACGAAGAUGAGAACCAGUACGCAAGUGCGGACCACCCAGGCGCGCCAAAAACGAAGAAAUACCGCGAAGGUUGGACUCAACAGGACCCCAGUAUAUGCCCAGCAAAUGCAACAUUUUUGUAUAUUUUAGAAUCACUUUGGCGUGAAAGAAAAGCACAUGAUGGUGCUGCAGAACAGUGGCAAGUACAGAGCCGAAAAAGAAGCGUCAAGUGGGAGGUCAGACGAUUCGUCAGAGGUUCGCCUGCAGAGGGCGGUCAUCAAUGAUGAACUGGAUGCACGGUUUGGAUUUGACCGGUACAAGGACCCUGCCGAAAGAGUGGGUUGGCUAAUCAACAUGCACCCGGCAGAUAUUUUGGAUGAGAACAAAAAAUUGAUAAGCGCUGUGGAUUACUACUUUAUUCAAGAAGACGGAAGCAAAUUCAAGGUUUCUCUUCCGUUCAAGCCUUACUUCUAUGUGGCAUCAAAGAAAGACACAGAGAGGGAGGUCUCCUCAUUCCUGUCUCGGAAGUUCACGGGCACAAUGGCCUCCAUAGAGACAGUCUCUAAGGAAGAUCUAGACCUGCCAAAUCAUUUGGUCGGUCUGAAGCGGAAAUACCUGAAGCUUUCCUUUGAAAGCACCCAGGAGCUGAUGAAAGUACGGCGGAGUUUGAUGCCAGCCAUCAAGAAAAACCAGGAACGGGAGAAGUCCAGUGACUCGUAUGCUUCUAUGCUAUCCAGUCACCUGAUGGGAGAUGAGGAGAUCUCAGCAGGCCACCAGAAGAAACUUGCCGAUCAGAUGGACAACCUGAUUGACAUCCGGGAAUACGAUGUCCCCUAUCACGUCAGAGUAGCCAUCGAUAAAAAGAUUCACGUGGGUCACUGGUACUCUGUUCAAGGUCGGGGAGCCAUGCCUCCCAUCAUUACCCAGAGGGACGAUCUCCUGGACAGACCGGAUCCAGUGGUGUUGGCUUUUGACAUUGAAACCACCAAGCUGCCUUUGAAGUUUCCCGACGCUGAAAUCGAUUCCAUCAUGAUGAUCUCCUACAUGAUUGAUGGUCAGGGCUAUCUCAUCACAAACCGAGAAAUUGUCUCGGAGGAUGUGGAGGAUUUUGAGUACACCCCUAAGCCAGAGUACGAGGGACCUUUCACAAUCUUCAACGAGGCCGAUGAGCCGUGUCUCCUGCAGCGAUUUAUUGAUCACAUCCUGGAGGUCAGGCCAAACAUCAUCGUCACCUACAACGGAGACAGCUUUGAUUGGCCCUUUGUUGAGGCACGCUGCAAGGUGCACAACAUUGACAUGUUUAGGGAGAUUGGCUUCCAGAAAGACGCCCAAGGAGAGUACAAGUCCAGACACUGCAUCCACAUGGAUGCCUUCAGAUGGGUGAAGCGCGACAGCUACCUGCCUGUCGGGAGUCAGAACCUGAAGGCUGCCACCAAGGCAAAGCUUCGCUACGAUCCAGUGGAGCUGGAUCCGGAAGAGAUGUGUCGCAUGGCAUCCGAGCAACCGGGAGCCCUUGCCAACUACUCAGUCUCGGAUGCCGUAGCAACGUACUACCUGUACAUGAAGUAUGUGCACCCGUUCAUCUUCGCAUUGUGCACCAUCAUUCCAAUGGAACCUGAUGAGGUUCUAAGGAAAGGUUCAGGAACCCUUUGUGAGGCCCUUCUCAUGGUUCAAGCCUUCCACGCCAACAUCAUCUUUCCUAACAAGCAAGAUACUGUCUACAACAAGAUGACCAGCGAUGGUCACGUGCUGGACUCGGAGACGUAUGUCGGCGGUCACGUGGAGGCCUUAGAAUCGGGAGUGUUCCGAAGCGAUCUGCCAUGCCGAUUCAGAAUGGUACCCGAAGCAUUUCAGACCUUGAUGGAAAGUGUUGAGCGGACCAUGCGUCACGCCAUCGAAGAAGAGGAAAAAAUCCCCUUGGAAACCGUCACCAACUUUGAUGAGGUGUGCACUGAUAUCAAGGAGAAGUUGGCAGCUCUACGAGACACCCCAGCUCGACUUGAGAACCCCAUCAUCUAUCACUUGGACGUUGGUGCCAUGUACCCAAACAUCAUUUUGACCAACCGCCUGCAGCCUUCUGCCAUGGUGGAUGAGGUGACGUGUGCAGCCUGUGAUUUCAACAAGCCCGGAGCACGCUGCCAACGCCGGUUGCCCUGGAUGUGGAGGGGAGAUUUCUUACCUGCAUCUCGAGGAGAGUAUCACCGUAUCAAGCAACAACUGGAGAUGGAGAAGAUUCCUCCCCUCAACCCUGGAGAACCUACAAGGGUCUUCCAUGAGAUACCCCGUGAGGAACAGGCUGCCAUGGAGAAGAAACGCUUGUCAGAUUACUGUCGGAAAGCGUACAAGAAGACCAAAGUGACACGUCAAGAGGAGCGAACUACAACAAUCUGCCAGAGGGAAAACUCCUUUUAUGUGGAUACGGUCCGAGCCUUCAGAGACAGACGCUACGAGUUCAAGGGACUACUCAAGGUUUGGAAGAGAAAAGUGGCGGCAGCCACUGAGAAAGGAGAUGCCAACGAGAUAAAGAGCGCCAAAAACAAAGAGAUCUUGUAUGACUCACUACAGUUGGCUCAUAAAUGCAUCCUCAACUCAUUCUACGGAUAUGUCAUGAGGAAGGGUGCUCGUUGGUACUCCAUGGAGAUGGCUGGUAUUGUAUGCUACACCGGUGCCAGCAUCAUCACUAGAGCGAGGGAAAUAGUGGAACAGAUAGGACGGCCGUUGGAGCUGGACACGGACGGUAUCUGGUGUGUGUUGCCUGCCAGCUUCCCAGAGAACUACACCGUCAAAACGACCAAUCCAAAGAAGCCAAAAGUUACCGUUUCAUACCCAGGGGCAAUGCUGAACAUCAUGGUGAAGGAUCACUACACCAAUGACCAGUAUCAGGAGCUGGUGGACCCAGCUAAUCUGACCUACGCCGAGCGGAACGAGAACUCAAUCUUCUUUGAGGUUGAUGGCCCCUACUUGGCCAUGAUCCUGCCUGCAUCCAAGGAAGAGGGCAAGAAAUUGAAGAAACGAUAUGCCGUGUUUAACUUUGAUGGUUCCUUGGCUGAGCUGAAGGGUUUUGAGGUGAAGCGUAACGGAGAGCUUCAGCUGAUCAAGAUCUUCCAGGCCUCCGUCUUUGAGGCGUUCCUCAAAGGGAACACUCUGGAGGAGUGUUACGCAGCAGUAGCAAAGAUUGCCGACUACUGGCUGGAUGUACUUUACAGCAGGGCUGCCAAUUUGCCUGACUCGGAGCUGUUCUUCCUGAUCUCCGAAAAUCGCAGCAUGUCUCGGAAACUGGAGGAGUACGGUGCGCAGAAAUCCACAUCCAUCCGCACAGCUAAGAGACUAGCAGAGUUCCUUGGAGACCAGAUGGUCAAGGACAAGGGUCUAGCCUGUAAGUUCAUCAUCUCCAAGAAGCCCGAGGGUGCUCCGGUGACAGAGCGAGCGAUCCCGUUGGCCAUCUUCCAGUCAGAGCCCAGCGUCCUCAAACACUACCUCAAGAAGUGGCUGAAGGACCCAAGCAGGACAAACUUUGACAUCAGGGAUAUUUUGGACUGGGAGUACUACAUUGAACGUCUCAGUAGCUGUAUUCAGAAGAUCAUCACAAUCCCAGCAGCACUUCAGCAGGUAGCAAAUCCUGUACCCAGAGUCCAGCAUCCUGACUGGCUCCACAAGAAACUGUUGGAGAAAAAUGACGUCUUCAAACAGAAGAAGAUCAGUGAAAUGUUUGCCCCACGGCAACGGAACAAGCCAGAGAAUACAGAGGAGGACUCUCAGGGUCCCGCCUCCUCAAUGGGCAUGCCUGACCUGGAAGACUUUGGCAGCCAGAGUCAACCCAAUGGACUCAAGCGUCCCGUGGUCACCAAGCGGAAGAGAACGCGAGACAGCUUGGAAGGGGAAGGGGGACGUUCCCAUGCAGCAAUCGAGGAGGAAUUGCUGGCGAAAUCCUGGCAAGAAGUGCUUGGCCCCGCCCCUCCCAUGGGACAAACCAAAGAGGAGAGGAGGGCGUGGCUCGCCUACCACAAGAAGAAGUGGGCACACCAGGCCCGUCAGAGAGCAGAACGUAACAAGCGUCGUCGCCUUGAUGAUUGCGAGGCAUCGCGGGGGGGCGCUAUCCGCGUCGGUCCAUCCAACAGUCUAGGGCAGUUCUUCCGACGCACAGCCCGAUCACUGCUCGAUAUGCCCUGGCAAAUCAUCCAGAUUGCAAAAACCGGCCAUCCAGGCCUGUACAAGCUGUGGUCAUUGAUCGGAAGUGAUCUUCAUUGUAUCAAGUUGCUGGUGCCAAGAAUCUUCUAUGUCAAUCAACGACAUCCCAAAGAAACAAACGAAGGACCCAUGUGGAAGAAGGUAAACCGAGCGCUACCACGUUCCAACCCAACACUGUAUCUGUAUGAGUAUGUGGUCCCAGAGGAUAUCUUCCAAGAACACUCCAACGAGCUGAAUGCCGACCUGUCGGCACCAGAGAUUGAGGGGGUCUAUGAGACACAGGUCCCCCUGGAGUUCCGUGCCUUGGUCAAGCUAGGCUGCAUCUGCAUGGUGAACAAGGACAAUGCUCGAUUCCUGGCUGGCAAGGAAUUGGAAACCUUUGACCUUGGGCAGCUAGAAUUCAAGACAUUGGCACAGUUUUCCUAUCUUCAGCCAGGGAGUCUUCGCAGGAUAUAUCUCUACCAUAACAUUGUAGGGUCUAAGGCAAUGUUCGGCCUGUUUUUCUCCAACUCUUCCAAGGCCAAUAUCUUUGCUGUUGACACUGUCCGUACCAACCAGAUGCCAAACCUGACGUUGAUGUACCAGACAGAGAGACAAGCGAAGAUUGCCCGUGGGACAGAAGAGGAAUUUCUUCCCCCAGAAAUGCACAACUUUGAAGUUCAAGUUGAAAAAGACAUGACAAAGGUGUACCGAGCUAUCAACCGCUUGCUGUCGUCUUACAAAGACGAGAGGAAGGGGCCCACAUUUAUUGCUGUCCAGUCACCAGUGGACAACAUGGAACUGGCUCGUCAUAUCCCCAUGCUAGACGACUUCCCAUUGGUUCGUCUACACGUCAAUGACGGUGAGAAUCUCUACAGCGUCCUGGACUGGCAGAGACAAGGUUCCAGACGACUCCUUCAGCAUUACCUCAAUGUGGACUAUCUUCUCCUGAGCUAUCUGGAGCAGAGUCGUUACUUCCACGUUCCUGUUGGUAAUCUCCCUGAGGAUACCGGGAUCUUUGGGGCCGACCUCUUCUACGCCCGGCACCUGCAGAAACACAGCCAUGUGAUGUGGGCAUCGCCCACAGAACGGCCGGAUCUAGGAGGGAGGGAAGCUGACGAUAGCAGGCUCGUGACUGAGUUUGAAGAGAGUUCCAGCAUCGACAUGAACCAGUCUGGCUGUUAUCGUACCAUCUGCGUGGAGCUGGACAUGGCUAGCUUAGCGGUCAAUACACUACUACAGUCUCAUCACAUCAAUGAGAUGGAGGGCAGUGCAGGCAGCAUCGCUUUUGACGCCACCCCUCAGAUCUCUUUGGAAGACAUGGUGACUGGAAAUGCUGGUACGGCAACGCUGCUGUCCAGCUACGAUGAAACCGCGCUCUGCUCUGUAGCGUUCAGAAUCAUGAAGAGCAUGGUGCAUGGUUGGCUGCGUGAUGUCACGACGUAUAGCAAUGUCUUUGCUGAUCAUCAGAUUGUGCACUUCUAUCGGUGGUUGCGUUCCCCCUCGGCUCUCUUGUACGACCCCGCCCUCCGCCGCACCCUCCACAACCUCAUGAAGAAGAUGUUCAUGCUCCUUAUGGCAGAGUUCAAGCGUCUCGGUGCGACGAUUGUCCACGCCAACUUCAACCACGUGCUGGUGUGCACGAAGAAGCGGCGCGUGAUCGACGGGGUGGCCUACGUGGAUUACAUCACCAACAGCAUCAAGUCACGGGACCUGUUCCAUGGGAUUGACCUGACAUACAAACAGUGCUGGGAACUUCUCAUGUGGCUAGAUCCAGCGAAUCAUGGUGGGGUCAAAGGUCAACUGCCAAAGUCACUGCUCAACCAGGAAGCUGGUGAGGAGUCACAUGACCUAGAGGAAGAAGAGUCUGAGAAUUUGACACAAGAUGAGGAAGCUCAAGAGAACGAGAUUGAGAUGAAUUGGAAUGUUAUGCACUACCUUCCGACAGCAGCGGCAUGCCAAAACAACUUCAACAUGAUCAUAGCUGGGUACAUCCUUGCUAUCUAUCGCAACGCCCAAGAUGAGCAACGCCGCACAAUGCCCGGCAACACUCCCAUCCGUCGACGUGGUCAGACUCAAGAGACGCAGCUCGCAGCCGACGAAACCACAACACCCUCUACAGUGACGUACGCGCAGGGUUUGAUCGAGGGAGAGCUGUCCCAGCGACUGUUUGCAAUUACGCAAAAAAUUCAGAAGAAAGUGUCCGGGAAUCGCAACUCAGUCCAUGAUGCAUCGUCAGAGUUUCCUCAACUUCCCGGGUCCCAUCUGCCUCUCAAUAAUCCCGCCCUGGAGUUUGUCAAAGCAGUCUGUAAGGUUCUAUCUUUAGACUCAGAUGUCACCAACCAGGUGAAUCGUCUCCAGCGUAAUCUCUUCCGGCUGAUAGGCACGGGGGAAUUCUCGAACGACGCCGUGUGGUGUGACCCCUGCCUCUCCUACAUCCUGCCAGAGGUCAUAUGCCGUGUCUGCAACCACUGCCGUGACCUGGACCUGUGUCGAGACCCACUCCUCGUUCAAGACGGAAACUCGGUUGCACUGUGGCAGUGUAUUCAGUGUAAUACAGAGUAUGAUGUAGCCACUAUCGAGCAGUCCUUGAUUGAGGCGGUACAACGAUCUUCCAUGGCCUACACACUACAGGAUGUGGUCUGUGCUAAAUGCCAACAGAUAAAGAUGCCCAAUAUGACUUCCUACUGUGAGUGUGCUGGAAAUUUUAUCACCACGGUUACAAAUUCAAAUUUCUUGAACAAGAUGAAGACAUUCAGCAAUAUUGCACGACACUAUGGCAUGACGCUCCUUCAACACACAGUAGAUUGGGUUCUUCAGAUGAAUUCGACAUCAAGCAGUUAACACCAAGUCCUUGCUACCUUAUCAAGACAGUCAUGCCUCAACGAUGAAGACAUGCCUCAAGGAUGAAGACAUCUCUGCUUAGAUUAUCAUCUCACCUCCAGUCAACUGAAACAGUUACAGUUGAGCAGUCGGGUCAUCUGUUUAGCCACAUAAGUAAUCUUUGGCCAGUCAAGUAGACCGAAACAUGGUCCUUAGUUACAUCGUUCCAGUCUGAGAUUUUGUCAGAACCCUCAGUAAAAGGAAACUCUCAGUAAAAGGAAACAUCUGUAAUGGAGUUAUCUUCGCAUAUUGGUGGUACAUUUCAUUUUCCCUGAAGAUCUCAUUCUCUGAAAGAAAAUAUAACAUGCAAGAAUCACGAUGCUUUACGAUUUUCUGCCAUGUCAAGAUAUUUUGAGGCAAGGGUUAUUAGCCGGAUUAAUUCUUUGAUAACCAAAAUGACACAGUGGUGUUCACAAUGCACUUGUCUGGCACCACUGUUAUCACGUUGAAGCCUUUCUUAUCUAUCUUUCUUUACACAGAUGCUUCGACAAAAAUGUGAGAAUGUUUAAUAAUUAUAUAAAAGGGGGAGGAAUAGAGACCCACAGAGUGAGAAAGUUAAAUGUGUGGAUGUGGUAUUUUAAAGAUGGGAAAAAAUUCAAGCCAUGCAACAACUUCAGAGAAAUUUGUUGAAGUUCACAUCUUGCUGUGCCCCUUGCUGGUUAGAGGUGUGUUUAGGUAAGGGUUGGCCUGGAAUGACCUCUGACCCAUAGGUCAAAGGGUAAUUCCAACAUGUCACUGCAGCUUUUCAGAAGUAUACUUUACAGACUGUCGCCAUACAUUCACAUUAUGCAAACACAGUUUUAUAAACCUCACGGAAAAUGUAAAAAUCCCUGUAAAAUUAAAAUUAUUAAAACUAGGUAAAUUGUAUUGGGUUCAAAAUUGUUUUGUGAAGUUCAUUUAUGUCAAUAAGAUUACUUUGAAGUAGAGGUUAGUACAAAGUAUUAUUAAGUUUAUUUACAAAUAAUCCUGUUUAACAGUAAAUAUUCCCAAAGAAGUA